AUGGCCGCGGGAGCCGGGACAGCGGGCCCUGCUUCCGGCCCGGGCGUUGUGCGUGACCCGAUGGCGUCACAGCCAAGGAAACGGCCCAGCCGGGAGGGCGGGGAGGGCGCACGGCGAUCGGGCACGAUGGCGGGAGGAGGCGGGAGCAGCGACAGCGGCGGGCGGGCGGCGGGCCGGCGGGCGUCGCGCAGUGGCGGGCGGGCUCGACGGGGGAGGCACGAGCCGGGGCUGGGAGGCGCGACGGAGCGGGGCGCGGGGGAAACGCGGCUGGAGGAGGCGGUCAACCGCUGGGUGCUCAAGUUCUACUUCCACGAGGCGCUGCGGGCCUUUCGGAGUAGCCGGUACGGGGACUUCAGGCAGAUCCGGGACAUCAUGCAGGCGUUGCUUGUCAGGCCCUUGGGGAAGGAGCAUACGGUGUCCCGGUUGCUGCGAGUUAUGCAGUGCCUGUCGCGCAUUGAAGAAGGGGAAAAUUUAGACUGCUCCUUUGAUAUGGAGGCUGAGCUCACACCCCUGGAAUCAGCUAUCAAUGUCCUGGAGAUGAUUAAAACAGAAUUUACACUGACAGAAGCAGUGGUCGAAUCCAGUAGGAAACUGGUCAAAAAGGCUGCUGUCAUUAUUUGUAUCAAAAACAAAGAAUUUGAAAAGGCUUCAAAAAUUUUGAAAAAAUACAUGUCCAAGGACCCUACAACUCAGAAGCUAAGAACUGAUCUCCUGAACAUUAUCCGAGAAAAGAACUUGGCCCACCCUGUUAUCCAGAACUUUUCCUAUGAGACCUUCCAGCAGAAGAUGUUGCGUUUCCUGGAGAGCCACCUGGAUGACACAGAGCCCUACCUCCUCACGAUGGCCAAAAAGGCUUUGAAAUCCGAAUCUGCUGCUUCAAGUGCUGCGAAGGAAGAAAAGCAGCCAGUCCCAGAGGCAGUGGACAAACCACUAAGAGAGCCUUCAAGACAGCCUCGGGAACCUCCAACCACCAUCGGAAUCAGGACUCUAAAGGCAGCUUUCAAAGCUCUGUCCACUGCACAAGACUCAGAAGCAGCUUUUGCAAAACUGGACCAGAAAGAUCUGGUACUUCCUAAUCUACCAUCCCCGUCAUCACCAACCCACAAAAACAAGAGACCCAGGAAAGAUGAAAAUGAAAACUCAGCUCUCACCGAGGGUGAGGGAGGCUCAGAACUGCAGCCCAAGAACAAUCGCAUGACAAUAAGCAGAUUGGUUUUGGAGGAGGACAGCCAGAAUUCUGAGCCCAGCCCAGGCCUCCACUCCUCCCCGGAGCCCAUGUCCGCAUCACCAUCCAAGUCCAGAGCGCUCAACCAACCCCAUACAGGGGAGAAGAAUCCCAAAGUAUCCAAAGACAAGUGGAACAGUCCUAACGGGCUUGAAGAAAAGGAAAUUUGGGCGGAAGAAGACCAGCUGUUUGAUGUUCAGGCACCAAAUGAAGAAAAGUCAGUCAGUUUAGCAAGAAAGCAGAAGUGGACCGUGGAAGAGAGCGAGUGGGUGAAGGCCGGAGUGCAGAAGUACGGGGAAGGAAACUGGGCUGCCAUCUCUAAAAACUACCCCUUUAUCAACCGAACAGCUGUGAUGAUUAAAGACCGCUGGAGGACCAUGAAGAAACUUGGCAUGAACUGAAAAAGGCUCUCGUUUCCACAGGAUGCUCAAGAGUGUGGUUCUGAACCAUAGUCGCUGAUGCUCUGAUGUCUCUUUCAGAAGAUGGACUGAGAGGAGACGUGCAGGCGGCCUUUCUGUCCAGGCAGGCCUCACGUAUACUCCAUCACUGUUGUCGGAGAUCAUGGAGCUGAGAAGCAAAGCCAGGUCUGCCCCAUGUCUGCAGCAGAGGCCGCAGGCACACAGCUUAGACAGUGCCAGAACCUCAUUAGCGUUUCCCUUUAGUGGUUUGCUUCAACUUGAAUCCCCAGUCAUCCAUAGAACCUUCUCCUAAGAAAUGAUGGAAUCCAUUGUGAGUACUUACGAUCCCUGAUCUGUUAAAUCCAGCAAUGUGAGCAUUAUCUGGAAUGAACUUCAUCCUCGGUGAGUUCUGACCGCCUGACUCAAGAAGAAAGGCACUCUGUGCUGAGCCCCGAUGAGAGAUGUUCAGUUCUUGUGGAAUCUGAGUCCUUGUAAAGAACCAUUUAGCCACUUUGUCAGCCGUGGACCUGACUGCCUGGGCACUCGCUGUUACCGUGUGCUGGGCUACGUGGCAGGUGUGUCCUGCGCUUUUCUCAUGUGGUUGAACAGUGUGGUUUUUGAUAAAAUGGUGAUUGUAGAUAAGCUUAGCUCCCCUCCCUACCCCAUCCUCCCCCUUCUCGGAGCCCUUUAUUAUGCUGGACUUACAAAGCUUCAAAUUCAGUCCUGGUUGAAUCAAUGCCUAGCUCACCCUCUGAAUGGUUGCUCCCACCCACACUCCCUAGUCGUGCUAUGUUUGUGUCUUGCACCGGAGUCCGACAUGCCCUUCUCCCUUUGUACAGUGCUGUGCUUGCUGUCUCUCAGACACCCUUGAAAACUGUCUUUUUAGCAAAACAAAAAACAAAAAAAAUUCAGUAAAGUGUUUUCUGUAAUCUUUUUUUAAAUAUGAGAAUGAACUGUUCCUACUUGUAGCAUUCUCCAUUAAAGUCUUGCUGCUCUCAAGUUUCCAUUGCUGGCUGAUUGCAGUGCAGCGUGUAUUCACAUGGGGGGGGCGGAUGUUGACAAGCUGCUGUAUGUGUUGUUGAGCUGCUGUGAAGCCA
Chionomys nivalis (European snow vole) is the source of this 2720-nucleotide messenger RNA. RefSeq names its product telomeric repeat binding factor 2 (gene Terf2). Gene Ontology annotation, molecular function: G-rich strand telomeric DNA binding; telomerase activity; double-stranded telomeric DNA binding. The transcript has 10 exons. Gene Ontology annotation, cellular component: shelterin complex; chromosome, telomeric region; nucleus. Gene Ontology annotation, biological process: negative regulation of telomeric D-loop disassembly; telomeric D-loop disassembly; negative regulation of telomere maintenance via recombination. The record is from RefSeq and is a predicted model, not a curated record. Bases 1 to 1626 code for a protein of 541 amino acids. NCBI's taxonomy places the organism in Eukaryota, Metazoa, Chordata, Mammalia, Rodentia, Cricetidae.